Messenger RNA from Sitophilus oryzae (rice weevil), 1399 nucleotides. It is a transcript of the gene FRG1, whose product is annotated as protein FRG1 homolog. The record is from RefSeq and is a predicted model, not a curated record. Bases 514 to 1290 code for a protein of 258 amino acids. The transcript is spliced from 5 exons. Gene Ontology annotation, molecular function: actin filament binding. Gene Ontology annotation, cellular component: catalytic step 2 spliceosome; striated muscle dense body; nucleolus. Lineage: Eukaryota; Metazoa; Arthropoda; Insecta; Coleoptera; Curculionidae.
UACCCUAGUCAAAUUUCAAUUUCAAUUAAAUUAAAACUUUCGUUAGUAUAUUCCAAGUAUAUUCUGUGAUUAAAAUCAUAAAAUAAUAAAUACAAGAAUUAAAACAUGCAUUCUGCAUGCCAUAGCUGCAUGCAUUAUAUUAUAUAUUAACAUUAACUAAUUAUCAUUAGAUUUCAUAUGUAUAUGUAAACCAUAUGUAAACAUGUUAUAAACCAGUAAAUUAACAAAUUUGUUGAGUUGAAUUGAGUUGGAUGUUCUAUUGUGAUUAUUGAAAACUUCAUAAAAGCUUUGUCCAUCUUAUUAAAUAAUUUAGAAGAUAUUCGAUAUGGGUGUCGUAAAUUUUUGAGUUUGAGGUUAUUUGUUGUACACACUCAAAUACGUUUAAAUUAAACCAAAGUUAAACGUAUUUGCUUACACUUGUAGACUUGUACAGCGUAGAUGGUAGUCGUAGUAACCCCGCAAAACUUUAGAUUAUAUACCGUAACUUAAUUUGAGUAUUAUACUACCACCACUAUGUCUGAAUACGAUAAAGUUCGUCCAGGCAAGCUUAAAUUAAAAGGGGAUAAGAUCAAGGGCAAGAAAAGAAAGCAUAAACACAAAUCACACGAAGAACAUACGCCACAAAUCGAUGCUGAUACAAUAAAACAUGGCAAUUGGUGGCGAAUUUCGAAAAUAGAAGACAUUACUGGCCCUGUUGCUAUCGAAUUUGGAAAACAUACUUAUUUAAAAGCCUUAGAUAAUGGAUUAUUCACACUUGGCGCCCCUCACAAUGAAGGAGAAGGUCCGUCUCCAGAAGAAAUCUUAACAGGUGUUUUUAUCAGUGAAAGGAAGGUAGCAUUUAAGUCAGGUUACAAUAAAUACCUGCGAAUUGAGAAGAAUGGGGUUGUUACUGGCCGUUCUGAUGCUAUCGGACCAUCGGAACAAUGGGAACCAAUAUUUCAGGAUCAAAAAAUGGCUCUGCUAGGCUGGAAUGAAUGUUUUAUGUCUGUGGACGAUGAAGAAUCUGUUAUAGCAAAAUCGAAGAAAGCCAAUGUAGAGGAAUUUCUUACUAUUCGAUGUCACACUUUUAAAGAAGCAAAUCCUUUGAAAGAUGUGCCACAAGAGGAACAGGGAAGUCUUAAACAAGUUGAAAUUAAUUAUGUUAAGAAAUUUCAAAAGUUUCAAGAUAAGAGACUUCGGUUGUGCACGGAAGACAGUAAAGAUUUAAAGAAGGCUAAAGAUGAGGGCACAUUCCACGAAACACUUUUGGAUCGUAGAAGUAAAAUGAAAGCAGAUAGAUAUUGUAAAUAAAAAUAUAAUAAAACUGUUAAUUCUAUGUAUUUUUUUAAUCUCUAUGAUUAUUUUAAAUUAUUUAAUAUAUUCUCAUUUAUUGAAAAAUAAAUAUGAGUAUGUCUUGCAA